GUCCAUUAAAACCCAACAGUCUGCGCGGAUCAAUUGAAAAACUCGAGGAAAGCUAGGUUAAGUGAGUAUAGUCGGAGAUCGUUUCUGAAAAGCACGGAGAAGAAGACCACAACAAAUCAAUACCCCUAAUUUCUCAGCAGAUGGUUGAUAAUAUAUAGAUUGGAAUUUCUGGUUGAACAUACCAUCAAGCUUUAGUCAUGGUGGGUUGGCACCGACAUCUGCAGUCAAUAAUUCGACAGGUUGGAAAAAGAGUGGAGCACAAUUGCAAUGCUUCUGUCAAUACUGCUUUUUAUCACUCCAAGUCUUCCUUGAUAUAUGGAGAUUUGCCAUGUUUACAUAGCCUUCAGGGUCCAUCUUCUGCAACCUAUUCAAGGCCUUUAUAUAACUGUUUUCAGCACAUGGGAUUCACGAGUUCAAGGAUUUUACUUGCAAAUUCUUCAGAUGAAACACCAAUACCUUCUCCACUGACGCCACAGUUGGCAUUAACCAGUGGCAAAUCUGAAUCCCAGGAAGUCGCCACCACCAAACCUUCAAAAGUUCAAGCAGUUCUGAAGAACAUAAAACAGAGUCCUAAGAAGGUGAAUCUUGUAGCUGCAUUGGUCAGGGGAAUGCGUGUUGAAGAUGCAUUGCUGCAAUUGCAAGUCACUGUAAAGCGAGCUUCAAAAACAGUAUAUCAGGUUAUUCAUUCAGCACGGGCAAAUGCAACCCACAAUCAUGGAUUAGAUCCAGAUCGUCUUCUCAUUGCGGAGGCACAUGUUGGAAAGGGAUUCUUCAAGAAGAGAAUUAAUUACCAUGCUAGAGGAAAAUGUGGGCUUAAAGUGAGACCAGAGUGUAGAUUGACUGUGGUAGUACGGGAAAUAACCCCAGAAGAAGAGGCUGAGAUUGCAAGGCUAAGGGUGAAAAACUUUGUUAAGCUCAGCAAGAGGGAGAGGCGGUUAGUUCCUCACAAGCUUAUUGAGACUACUCCAAUUUGGGACCGCAAGGGCAAAGCUAAAUUGCAAGGUUAAUGGCCAUGUAGAAGGUGGUGUGGCCUGGCAUUUUUUUUUCCCUUAAACACAACUGUUGCUGAAUUAUUGUUUGCCCAAAAAUUAGGUGACUGAGCAUUAUAUAUGAAGGAUAUUUAUUAAGGAAACUUGAUGAAAAUAAGACGAGUCUGUGUUCAUGUA
Daucus carota subsp. sativus is the source of this 1166-nucleotide messenger RNA. RefSeq lists its product as uncharacterized. The transcript is spliced from 7 exons. Bases 198 to 1007 code for a protein of 269 amino acids. Gene Ontology annotation, molecular function: structural constituent of ribosome. Gene Ontology annotation, biological process: translation. The record is from RefSeq and is a predicted model, not a curated record. Lineage: Eukaryota; Viridiplantae; Streptophyta; Magnoliopsida; Apiales; Apiaceae. Gene Ontology annotation, cellular component: ribosome; mitochondrial large ribosomal subunit.